Procambarus clarkii (red swamp crayfish) is the source of this 1587-nucleotide messenger RNA. Its product is annotated as solute carrier family 25 member 3. Gene Ontology annotation, cellular component: mitochondrial inner membrane. Gene Ontology annotation, biological process: mitochondrial phosphate ion transmembrane transport. Lineage: Eukaryota; Metazoa; Arthropoda; Malacostraca; Decapoda; Cambaridae. The record is from RefSeq and is a predicted model, not a curated record. Gene Ontology annotation, molecular function: phosphate transmembrane transporter activity.
GUUUUGAAAUUUUAUUAAUUGGUAAUAAAUCUGGCCAUUCAAUAUAUUUUGUGGUUGUGACUGUAAUGUGUGGUAAUUUGGCCGCUGUUUUGGGCUGGUGUUCGGGGUUCAGAUGCUCCUCUGCCUCUUAGACACCGCCAUCUUAACCAAGGAAAAAUGUUCAGCAGACUGUGGGACACGGCAAAAAAUUCGCCAUUUUCUCGGCCACUGGAAGCUCAUUGUGAUGCACCAAAUAAGGAACUAAUUUCAGGAAGGAGUAUAUCUGCUGCUGAUGUAGAAAAUUACAGUUGUGAAUAUGGCUCAGGGAAAUUUUAUCUACUGUGUGCUUUUGGCGGACUCCUGAGCUGCGGCAUCACGCACACGGCAGUAGUACCUCUGGAUCUUGUCAAAUGCCGAAUCCAGGUUAAUCCUGAAAAGUACAAAGGAAUUUUCAAUGGAUUUAAGGUUUCCGUCAGAGAGGAAGGUUUCCGCAGUUUGGCCAAAGGCUGGGCUCCCACUUGCAUUGGUUACUCCAUGCAAGGUAUCUGCAAGUUUGGUUUCUAUGAAGUAUUCAAGAUCUUUUAUAGUAACAUUCUUGGAGAAGAAAAUAGCUACUUGUACCGAACAUCUUUGUAUUUAGCUGCAUCAGCAUCAGCAGAGUUCUUUGCUGAUAUUGCACUCUCUCCUAUGGAGGCAGCAAAGGUGCGUAUCCAAACCCAACCUGGAUUUGCGUCAACGUUACGUGCUGCAGCCCCAACAAUAUAUAGACAGGAAGGACUUUGGGGUUUCUACAAAGGUGUAGUGCCACUAUGGUGUCGGCAGAUUCCCUAUACAAUGAUGAAGUUUGCCUGCUUUGAGCGCACGGUGGAGGCCCUAUACCAGUUUGUUGUGCCCAAGCCUCGAGACCAGUGCUCAAAAAGUGAGCAGUUGGUGGUGACGUUUGCUGCUGGCUACAUUGCUGGUGUAUUCUGCGCUAUUGUCUCCCAUCCUGCCGACACCAUCGUUUCAAAGCUUAACCAAGACAAGGGCUCAACAGCAGUUAGUGUUGCAAAACAACUUGGCAUGGCAGGAUUGUGGAAGGGUCUUUUCCCUCGAAUCAUCAUGAUUGGUACCCUGACUGCACUCCAGUGGUUCAUCUAUGAUGCAGUUAAGGUAGCCCUUUUGCUUCCCCGUCCACCACCACCAGCCAUGCCAGAAUCACUCAGAUUGAAGCUUGAAGGGAAACAAUCCUAAGCUGUCUCUUCAGCAUUCCAUACCUUGGUCCCAUGUUUGCAGUCUGAAAAUUAGGUAAAUAGUAGCUAAAGAGGUUUUGGAGUUUGAGCAACUACGAUUAUUUCUUAGUUCCGAACACACGGUGUAAAGUAUAAAGAUCGCUAGCUACUAUCCUUCACUUCAAUAUGAACUGCUACGUCACUAAAUGCCUGUUUUGUUCACUGGGUAAAUUUUAACAACUUUGUUUAUGAUGCCAAAUAGCAGAGAGCAUGUGUAAUAUUUUGCAGUGAAGACUAGUGUUGGAAAUAAGACAUUAUUUGCUUAUUUUUAUCCAAUUUAUACAUAUGAUUGUGGCAUGUAAAUAGUAAAGUUAUAUAAAAUAAAAAAUAUAAACAA